This is a messenger RNA of Lampris incognitus (smalleye Pacific opah), 1980 nucleotides long. RefSeq names its product transmembrane protein 178a (gene tmem178a). The transcript is spliced from 4 exons. Gene Ontology annotation, cellular component: endoplasmic reticulum membrane. Gene Ontology annotation, biological process: negative regulation of osteoclast differentiation; regulation of cytosolic calcium ion concentration. The record is from RefSeq and is a predicted model, not a curated record. Lineage: Eukaryota; Metazoa; Chordata; Actinopteri; Lampriformes; Lampridae. The coding region runs from base 276 to 1172 and encodes 298 amino acids.
GUUCGGCGGUGCGUCGCGGCUCUUCGCCCGUUUCAACAGAAAUACGAACAUGACGAGGCGGCCGGGGCGGCGGGUGGUGUUCCUGGGACAGAGGAUGGAGAAAACCGCUCCGAGCUUAAAAAACGAGCAUUAAGAAUCGAGAAAACCCGCCACACCAGAGCCGUCCUGUCCGACCGCGCCGCGCAUGAAGCCGAGCUCCGCCGCCGCUCCUCCGGCCGCCGCCGCCGCCGCCGCCAUGCGGAGACGCGCGGCGGUUGACGGCGGUCAGCCUGGCCAUGAGCCUGCUCGCGCUGCUCCUGCUGGUCACGGCCAUUUUCACCGACCACUGGUACGAGACGGACACCAGGAGGCACAAGGAGAACUGCGACGAGCACGGCUCCGACUCCAACGAUCAGAAGAACCGGGACAUGCCGAUCUACCACCUGCCGCUGGUGGACGGCGGCGGCGGCGGUGGCGGCGGCGGCGGCGGCGGCGGCGCACGGCGGAACGUGGCGCUGAUGAAGCCCGUGCACGUCGGGAGCACCGAGGAGGAGCUGCUGGAGAACUGGAGGGCCAUCCUCGGCAUGGGCAUCCUGGAGACCGAGUGCGGCCGGCCGCUGUUCUCCACCUACUCCGGCCUGUGGAGGAAAUGCUAUUUUAAAGGAAUGGACCUGGACAUCGAUAAGCUCAUAGCCAAGGGUAUCGCUGAUCGAUGCACGGCUGUCAAAUAUCAUUUCACCCAGCCCGUCAGGCUCAGGAACAUCCCACUCAACCUGACCAGGACCAUCCAACAGGACGAGUGGCACCUGCUACACCUACGCAGGAUAACAGCAGGGUUUCUGGGAAUGGCAGCGGCGGUGCUGCUGUGUGGCUGCAUCGUGGCCUUGGUGGGAUUCUUCUGGGAGGAGAGUCUGACACAACAUGUCUCUGGACUGCUCUUCCUCAUGGCAGGGAUCUUCUGCACAAUCUCUCUGUGCACGUACGCCGCCAGCGUGUCCUACGACCUGUCCAGAAACCCGCCCUUCAUCUACGGCCUGCCAGGUGAUGUGGACCACGGCUACAGCUGGUCCAUCUGCUGCGCUUGGGUCAGCCUGGGCCUCAGCGCCGCCUCUGGCUGCCUCUGCACCGCCUACCCCUUCCUGAACCGUGCCGAAGGCCAGCCCUCCAAAACCGCACGCGAGUCCUCAGUGUGAACGAGACCAACGCGAGAGGGAACGUGUCAAUCAAACACGUCCUUGUGACGGAUGGGGGCGGGACCACCCUCGCAGCCCGUGCUUGCUUGAGGAACCGUUUCCGGAAGAGAAACGGAUGUAGGUGGUGUUGAAGAGGAUUUGAGUUGACUGCCGCCCUGCUGGAAGGGAAGAGAACUGCUGCUUGUUUGUGUUCAACAAAUUGAGUUUUUUCUCUCUAGAGUGAGUGUGCUGCGAUGAGAAGUGGGGCUUUUAAUUUGAAAACAGAGCACCUUCUGUUGGCUUUAUCUACACUGUGGUGGUGUCUAAGGGAUGUAACUAAAUGUACGGCCGUAUGAUUACAACACACACACACACACACACACACACACACACACACACACACACACACACACACACACUAGAACCUGUCAGCAGGUUCCAUGGAGCAGGAAUGUUAAUGCGGUGAUGUUGGAGCAGUGAUACUCUAUUAGCCUAAUGGACCCUUACAGUAUUUUUCAGGGGCAAGUGAGAAAUGUGUUUUUGAACUUGAUAAUUAAAACGGUUUAAGUUAGCGUGUUGUAAACAUUCACCACUAAACACAACUUGUUCAGUCCAGAAUUUGUUCAAGAAAACCAGACAAGAACCCAACGUCGCCUCCUUGGUCCAUUUAAGUCAAAGACAUCAGUUUAUCCUGUACUAACAACUAAUAUCCAAUUGUUGAGCUAUGCUAACACCCAAAUAUUGGGAAAAAAAUCUUAAAUGUAGCACAAAAGUUUGACAUUUGUUUGUUGAGUUGGAUCAGCUGACAUGUGAAUAAAGAGAUUGUGUG